AUGUCUUGGACAUGCUGCUUGUCAUCAUAUCCAGACCUGAGCGAUGAUCUUCCUAUUGCAUUGCUCAAAGCCAUCUCUCAUCUUGGUUGGCAUAAUGCAAUGAUAGAAGAGAUGAAUGCUUUAGAUGAUAAUGGGAAAUUGGGAGCAAAGCCUUGUAGUACUCCAAUGACUCCGAACAUGCACCUUACAGGAGAUGGGGAACUAUUUGAAGAUCCUGAGAGUUCAUCAUUGGGCAGUGUUAAAGCAAAUUUUUUGUUACUUGAAGGAGCACCUGGAUGUGGUAUUGUGUAUAGAAUUAAUGGGCACACUCAUAUUAAUUGUUUUUCGGAUGCAAAUUGGGCAGGUUUCAAAAUGGAUAGAAGAUCCACUUCGGGUUAUUGUAUCUUUGUUGGAGGUAAUUUGGUCUCAUGGAAGAGUAAGAAGCAAAACGUUGUGUCAUGA
Molecule: messenger RNA, 441 nt
Organism: Humulus lupulus (European hop)
Lineage: Eukaryota; Viridiplantae; Streptophyta; Magnoliopsida; Rosales; Cannabaceae
Exons: 4
Coding region: 1-441 (146 amino acids)
Source: RefSeq, a predicted model, not a curated record